AUGAUGAGCGUAUCAAGCUUACAAGAUGAUGAAACAGCUCUUUUGCGGGGACAAUACGAUCAUGUACCUGAUAAUAAAUCAAAAGCAAUUCGUGUGUUUAUAUUAUUAAGUCAUCGAUAUGGUGGACGUUUACUGCCAACAAUUAUCGGGGACACAGUGUUUGAUUCUCUGUAUCAUGUUAUCCAUCAUAAUCAUAUACAAAAUGUUGACGAAAAUGAACGAUUGUUACUAAAUAAAUGGUAUAAACUUGAUGAAAAUCCAUUUAAAUCGGUUUAUAUAUUACAACCAGUAAGAAAUGAGGAUGAACAAUAUGGACAAAAACAAUGGAAAUAUGAUGAGAAAAGAAUAAUUUCGAUGAUGAGAAAAGCGGCUGACAUUUGCUUGAAGAAUGCUACAAUAAAUCAGAAAGAACGAGACGAAUUUUUUAUCUCAGUAACAGCUAAAGAAAUAUAUCAGGCAAUUGAAAACAAUCGGAAUAAAGUUGCAAAUCGUAUUCUCUGCUUUAUCCGUGAAAUUACAGAUAUUGAUCAUCACUUACAUGAACAUGAUGCAUCAAAAUAUGUGGAUAUGUGUGAUGGAGAGAUUGAUAUUGAAGCAGUGGAUUAUUUAAAUGAAUUAAAAACAACCAUAAAAACAGCCUUACCGCCAGAAAAUAUAAAAAUAUGCAUGAUUCGAUGGUCAAAUUUGAAAAGUCGAGAAACUUAUUUGCAACAAUUUAGUGAGGAUUUUUAUUUAAUGGUGAAAAAUCAGAUUGAUAAAUGUGUUAAAACACAGCCACAACUAAUGAAAUUAUUAGAUGAUUCACUUCAAUAUGAAAUACUAGAACAUGCUAUUCAAUGUAAAUCAUUAACGUCACGAUUUUUUGGAAGGUUGGAUAUUUUGGAAAAAAUAGAAGAAUACAUGCGAUUAUCCGAUGAAAAUCGACCAUGUAUUCUCCAUGGACGUUCGGGAUACGGCAAGUCGUCAAUUAUGGCUAAAGUAGCAACUGAGGCUACAAAAUGGUACUUAAAUCCAUCGUCUGUAUCGGUUAUUAUUCGAUUUCUUGGUUCAACACCUGCAUCUUCUGACAUUUGUAAACCUUUGCUAAAUAUUACGCAACAAAUAUCUAAACUAUAUAACAUUGACAAAAAUGAAAACAUAGAAAUAAAAAAUGGUAAUGCUAUUGAAUUGAAAAACCAAUUAGAAACGGUUUUAAAAUUAAUUCCAAAUGAACAAAAUUUAAUUAUAUUACUGGAUUCAAUUGAUCAAUUACAAAAGACAGACUUUGAUUGUCUAUGGCUCCCAUUAAAUUAUCCGAAAAAUGUGAAAUGCAUUAUAUUGACUAUGCCAGAAGAAAGUGGUAUUAAUCUAUUGGGUAUAUUAAAAAAAUUGUUGAUAGAAAAUUAUGAACAUCUCUUUGUAGAAGUAGAUGAAUUUGAUAAAGAGAAUGGAUUAAAUGCAUUUAAAUCAUGGUUAAAUAUUGAUAAACGAAAACUUACAGAUAAUCAAAAAAUAUCUGUUGAAAAAAUAUUUUCAAAAGAAAAUUAUGAUGGUUCACCAUUAUUUUUAUCUCUAAUCUAUGAUCUUGUAUCAAAUUGGCAUUCGUAUGAUACUGAAAUUGAUCAAGAAUUUGAAAAUAUUCAAAAUACAGAAGAAGCAAUUAAAUAUGUAUACAAUCAAUUGUCAAUAAAACAUGGUAAAAUAUUAUUUGAAAAAGCAAUAUCUUACAUUCAAUAG
Didymodactylos carnosus is the source of this 1716-nucleotide messenger RNA. The record is from the annotation of a GenBank genome assembly. NCBI's taxonomy places the organism in Eukaryota, Metazoa, Rotifera, Eurotatoria, Philodinida, Philodinidae.